Molecule: messenger RNA, 2995 nt
Organism: Diatraea saccharalis (sugarcane borer)
Lineage: Eukaryota; Metazoa; Arthropoda; Insecta; Lepidoptera; Crambidae
Source: the annotation of a GenBank genome assembly
GACGAAUCAACCUCGCGUUCAGCUGCGCACGCGCCUAUCAUGCGCACAAAGAAUAAUCGAAUAACAGAAAUUAAUAAUACAUUUCAGAUUUAUUGCAUCAAUAUUUCACCGAGUUGUUUUGAUUUUGUUUAUAAUAUAAUAGUGUAAUAAAAAAGAUAACUGUUAUUAAUGAAUUAUUAUAACGCUAUUUAGAACAGCUGAUCGUAGUGUUUACUUUGUGGCAAACUGUUUAAACUUUGAAUAUAGCGAGUGUUUUGAAAUCGGCUAUGAUCUAAUCGUGGUUUAUAUUCUGGUUCGAGUGUGUUAAUUGGUGUUAAAAUUUCGUGAGGAAUUUACGGUUUUAGGGGGGUUAUUCAGAGGUUCUUGUUUAGAUUUGAGAAUAGUGUAUUUCUUGGGAUUGUUGAAUAAGAGCUGUUUGCGAAAUGGGCAGUGUUAGUAGCAAGUUGGGUAGCUACGUAAGACCUCUUUGCUGCAAGGGUUGCAAGUCCGAUUCUUACGACCUCAAGGAUGUCAAGGACUUACCGCGACCUCCACGGCUGGAUACGUCGAAUGAUGUCAUCGAUGCGACGAAGCAAGGCGUGCUCGCGGUGCAAGGCAUCGACUUUUGUUUUGAAGCCAACGGCGAGAAUCACCAUACCAACAAAUUCAACCUGAUGACGCGUGCGGUAGACCGCUGUCUCGUAAUCAGACGAGGACAGGCUUUCAAACUGGACCUUCUCUUGAACAGACCGUACGAUGCUAGCAAAGAUGCGGUUUCAUUCAUAUUCAAUGUUUCAGAUGCGUUAUCUGAAUCAGAUGCGACGAUGCGUGGGCCGUCAAACGAGAUGUCGGCUGCUGUGCCACUUCUGGAGAAAGGCUUCGAGACCGUAGGAGGCUGGUCGGCCGUAUACGAAGGCCAGAUGGAUUCCCAUCUCAUGGUGGCGGUCACACCUGCAGUCGAUUGCAUCGUUGCUGCUUGGCGGAUGGACAUCGAUACUAAACUAAGUGGAAAUGGUUCCCUUAGCUACACGCAUCAGCAGCCAAUAUAUGUACUUUUUAAUCCUUGGUGUCUUACCGACAGCGUGUAUAUGCCAGGUCAUAAUCAUCGCGAAGAAUAUGUGCAAGAAGAUGGUGGGCUAAUGUUUAGAGGAGUUGUUAAAGUGAUUAAGCCAACACCGUGGAAUUACGCACAGUAUGAAAAAGAUAUCUUAGAAUGUGCAUUAUAUCUAGUCCGAGAAGUUGGAAAGGUGAAGGGCCACGCUCGAGGUGAUCCAAUUAGAGUGGCUCGCGCACUCUCAGCUGCUGUAAAUGUUCAAGAUGACAAUGGAGUACUGUUUGGCAAUUGGGGCAAGGAGCUUAGUGACUACAGCGGAGGCACGCAUCCACUUAAGUGGGUCGGUUCACUUAACAUUUUACAAAAGUAUUACGAGAAGAAGAAACCGGUGAAAUAUGCGCAGUGCUGGGUCUACGCUGGAGUUUUGACUACAAUUUGCAGAGCACUAGGUAUACCGUGCAGACCGGUAACAGGUUUUGAUGCCGCGCAUGACAGCGGCGGCAGUCUCACCAUAGACAUCAUCCAAGAUGAAGACGGCACUAUUCUUGAAAACUUCACCAGUGACUCUGUUUGGAACUACCAUGUCUGGAAUGAGGUAUGGAUGGAGCGACCAGACCUUGGGCCAGAAUAUGGCGGGUGGCAGGCGAUUGAUGCGACGCCACAGGAAAUGUCUGAAGAUAUGUUCAGGUGUGGGCCUGCCUCUCUACGUGCCGUACGCGAUGCUGAGGUGCAGCGCCCUUAUGAUGCCGGAUAUGUUUUUGCGCAAGUCAAUGCUGACAAGAUACUGUGGAAAUAUUCUGGUGAAAUUCAACCGCUGAAAUUAAUAAAGCGUGAUACAGUUUCGAUAGGACAGAAAAUAUCAACAAAAGCAAUCGGCAGGAUGGAAAGAGAGGACAUAACAGAUUUGUACAAAUAUCCGGAGCGUACACUUGAAGAGAGAUCUACAAUGGAAAAAGCCCUGCGUCGUUCCGGAAAUAUCUUUGCACGUUACUAUUUGAAUGACGCUUUCAAUGAUGUCGUUUUUGAUUUUGAACUACGCGAUGACAUCAAGAUAGGGCAGCAAUUUACUGUCGUGCUGCACAUGAAAAAUCGUUCCACAAUAGAGCAGUAUACCGUGAAAGGUGUACUCAGAGUGGACACUGUGACGUAUCGUGGUAAGACAGGUGACAAUGUCAAACGGUCUGACGUCGACUUAGUAUUGGGUCCUGAGGCUAAACACAAGGUCGAGAUGUUGGUCACCUUCAACGAAUAUUAUGAUAGACUAGUUGAUCAGGCAUCUUUCAACAUCGCUGCUCUUGUAACUAUAGUAGAGAAACAAUUCGAUUAUUUCGCUCAAGAUGAUUUCCGAGUGAGAAACCCUGAUAUCAAGAUUAGUAUAGAAGAUAAGCCAGUUUCUAAGAAACAGUUCACUGCAACGGUUAAGCUUGAAAACCCAUUACCCAUACCACUGAAAAAUGGAAAGUUCUACAUACAAGGACCAGGUCUGGAUACACAACUGAAGAUUGAACUAAAAGAGAACGUGGCACCCGGUGCAACUGCUACAGCACAGUUCCAAUUGACACCACCAUGGGCUGGUCGACAUCAAAUAUCCGCGAAGUUUGAUUCUAAAGAAAUGCACGACGUGGACGGUUUCUUAUCCUUCAAGGUUGCCAUGCAGCCAGAAGCCAACGGUUACCAUAACGAUGGUAUGGAGACACACCAGGUCUAAUGUGUCUUCUUGUAAAAAAAAUAUUAAUGGAAACAUGAUCAGUAGAAUUGUUUGGGUCGGCACACAAAUGGCGAAGCGCAGUAUAGAAUGCCAGCUAAUUUUCUGUCACUUUUUCUUUUGUUAUCUAUUUAUUAGGUAACACAACAGACUUUAAUCAAAAAUCAUACUUAAUAAGUAAUAACUGAAGUACUAAAUUAGUAUCCUAAAGGUGUUUACACAAUCACUUAUAAUAAAGGAAAAAAAAUAGUGAUAUG